Messenger RNA from Suillus paluster, 2517 nucleotides. RefSeq lists its product as uncharacterized. The coding region runs from base 148 to 2328 and encodes 726 amino acids. The transcript is spliced from 6 exons. Lineage: Eukaryota; Fungi; Basidiomycota; Agaricomycetes; Boletales; Suillaceae. The record is from RefSeq and is a predicted model, not a curated record.
CCUCACUUGUCAUCGAACUCUGCGUGAGGAUUAAUAUUCUAAUUCGACUAAGAACGCGUCGAAGCCCUGAACGCGUUCGUCCCGUAAUCAACAUUCAAAAUCUUAGUCCUUCUUUUUCAACAGGACUCCUUAUCCUACAUUUUUACUAUGGCUCGAGCAACUCGUUCUGCUACACAGCAGCACGAAAAAGAUAAACAACCAGAUCCAGGUCUGGCUCAACGCGGAAAGCAAUCUACAAAGAAACGCAAGCGCGUUUCACUUGCAGACGAUGACCAGCCUGCAGCAAAGCAGCAUCGUGGCGAGAAUGGUAUAAAGGAAGAGUCCACGGACGACAAGUUGUCCAAGGGAAAGUUGCCCGAGCUUGACCAUGCAGCCGAUGUCCCUCUAGACCCUCUCAUCGCGCAUAAGGUCCUUGAAAUACUUGAAAUGGUUGACUCCCAAGGUCUUCUUGACCGUGUCUUUCCCCUUCCCGCCACAAAUCCAUCAGAACCCUCCACUUCAAAAUCGCAAACGGGAUCAUAUUCUCUUCGUACGCUCCUCACCGAGUCAUCUCAGCACCCCCUCAGAGUGCUGCGUUCCGCAGUUCAGAAUCUAUUUCCAGUAGCUUAUCACGCCAGGUCUCGUACGUCCUCCCCUGCUGCACUACAACUACGCUUUUGCAAUCUUGCGCUCUCUGUCCUCGACCAGGCAUCUUUCCACUCCGUCCCGCUGCCUCUUGAUAUCGAUUCCAUAAUUCCAGUGGUUUCAGAACCAUGUGCUGCAGAUGGAGACUCCAAGCCCCCUCUCAGCCCGAGCCUCCCCGAUAAACUAUCUCACACUGGCCAGGGUAAGAGAUAUGCUCUCAUGCAGCGCCUCCCGUCCGGCACUUGGUGGUCAUCCCUCGGCUCAGACCUCUUGACCGACUCAAAAGAGUUCAAAGACCUCCAAACUGCCAACGCAGAACUCGUUGCAAUCCUCCCGUCACCUUCGUCUCUUGCGUACUCCGACGGCGACUCCAAGUCGACCAUUACCCUCACAGACACGCAAGCUCCGAUGAAACUGGGUGCAUACGUACAGAAGAAGCCCCCAGGACAUCGGUUGAAGCUUCCCGGCCCCCGGCACGUGAGCUGUGGGUCAUUUUUGGACUAUGGUCCAUAUGCAAGCUUCGCUCCAACUUUCGAUCAGGAAGGAGUGGAGAUUGGACGAGAGGCGCUUGGGGAGGUCUUGUGGGGAUGGGAGCAUAGGAAGAAGGCUUGGGCUGCUGAGGAGGCCGCACAAUGGUUGCCUAUGCCGGGGUUGAGUUCAACGGAGGGAGACAAGGGGCAGGAAGAGUUGAGUAACGUCAUUGAACCGUUACGUGAUGAGAGUUGGAAUGACGACGAAGAGGUUUUGGAAGGUCUGCUAUCGAAAGAACAGGUUUCCUCCUUAAAGUCUGUCCUCAAGAGCUUAGAGUUGGAGAGUGCCGUUCAGGAGCUACUGGAUCGGAACACAAAGGCUCUAAGGCGAUUAGAAGAGCUUCAGAAACAACGUCUGAUGAAAGAAGGGGGUUUCCAUCCAGUGGAAGAAGGUUCAGAGGAAUGGGAUACUGCUCAAGGCAUUCUCGAGUCACUCACCUUACUGGCAUCCCUACGACCCCGACAGUCAGGGAGCGAUGACGUACCACUCAUUCCCUCCCCCGCCACACUCCACAAACUACAUCGCACGCUUCCGGUUGCGCCCUCACAAGGCUGGUACGGUACCCUGCCUACAGGUCGUGCAACAGCUCUCCGCGACAAUUCAACACUCUACAUCAAGUCCACCGCCACUGCGGUACCUUCUCAGACACCAAACUACCAAUACUCGUAUAACUAUGCGGCUGCAGGCUACCGUGGCGGUUAUCAGUACAAGCCAGGACAGACACCCUCGUACUAUCCAGCUUCAUAUGGUACACAAGGGCAGACCCAGGCUGCCACACAAUAUUAUGCUAACCAGCAAUACGCAGCAUCAGGGCAACAGCAAUACGCUUACUCUUCCUGGUAUCAGUACCAGCCUCCAACGCAGACAGCUGCCACGGGUACGACCUCUGGGCAGGUGACACCCCAGACAGGCGCAGCUGCAGCUGCGACACCCGCAACGAUCCCGACGAGUUAUGCAGGGUUCUUCAGUAACACUGCACAGGCCGGGCAGCGCGCAGUGGCGAACACCGUCACUGCAAAACCACCGCAGGCUGCUGCAGGAACGAUAUGGGGCGCGGGAACAGCUGGCACGAGCAGGCUACGUGGUACCGCACAGCAAGGGGGGUAUGCUUAUCAGCCCAAUUAUUAUGGGGCAUAUCAGCCUCAGGCUGCAGCUGCGUCUCCUGCGCAGUGAUAUUGGUUCUGUGGCUGUUUGGAUUUUGUUUAUGACUUUAGCUUCAAAAUUACAUUCUUUGCGUUCACUGGCUGCUGCCUGUGUUUUUGUUGAGGCAUAUAGUAUGCGCUAUGUAGUAGAUUCGAGGUGUCAUGAAUAUCAAUUAAUUGAUUAAUUGAAGUUUGAUAGUCUGCACCACCGAGAAGUCGG